AUGGAUUCGCCAGCAGACAAGGCUGAAUUGAGGCACUGUAUACUCCAAUGUGGUUACGGAGCCUGGUUCACAUACCCCAAUACAACCUGCGCUACUUGCUCAUCAGAACUUGACACAUCGGAACUUGCACUUUAUACAAAUCACCAGGAAAUCUUUUGUACUAAAAGCAAGGCCCUCAAUCAUCCGCCACUAUCUUGUGUGCAAAGCUGUGCGUUAAAGUUUCAUACAUUGAAAGAUCUUGAGGAGCAUUGCAGAAUUACCAAUCAUGAAGCUCUUCAAUGCCCCAUCCCAGGCUGCUUCGUUACAUGGAGUGAUUCUUCCUAUAGUAGAUCACACUUGAAGGAAUACCACGGAGCGGGAAAGCUCGCAUGCCAUCAGUGUGAAGACCUAUUCGAAGAUACGGUGAAGCUCGACUCUCAUGCCCGUCGAAGCGGACACUCUGCAUAUAUUUGUCGAUAUCCUGAUUGCGAGUCAACAAUUGGGAGAUUAAGUGACUUGAUUCGGCACCAAGCACGUCACAAGAAAGAUGUUCCCCGUCAUCCAUGUCCCCAUUGUUCUACAUAUCGAGGUAACAACGGGUUCAAGAGGAAGGACCACCUUAGACAGCACAUUAGCAGUUACCACAAGAUUGAGACCAACUAUACUGGCUUCAUAUAUGCGUCUCCAUUUCUCUGCAAACAUGUCAGUUGUCAGGACUAUGCUACGAUAGAUAGUCAAGAUCUUAGAUCUCUCGACGAUCUCACCCAUCACAUGCUGACCGAGCACAACUCCUCUGCAUUUAUCUGCGAUAAAGUGUCCUGCGAUCGAGUAGGACUAAACGGUUUCGAAACGAAAAAGCUUUUUCAAGAUCAUAUCAAGAAGGAUCACCCCUCACCAUUCCAGUGCACUCACCCCGGAUGUGAUCGGGUCGGUUCCAAAGGCUGGCUUCGAGAAAGAGACCAGAAGAAGCAUAUGUUCCAGAAGCACGGAAUCAGUGUUUGA
This is a messenger RNA of Botrytis deweyae, 981 nucleotides long. RefSeq lists its product as uncharacterized. Gene Ontology annotation, biological process: regulation of transcription by RNA polymerase II. Gene Ontology annotation, cellular component: nucleus. The coding region runs from base 1 to 981 and encodes 326 amino acids. The transcript has 3 exons. Lineage: Eukaryota; Fungi; Ascomycota; Leotiomycetes; Helotiales; Sclerotiniaceae. The record is from RefSeq and is a predicted model, not a curated record.